AUGCAGUCCCAGUCCGUCGUCUACCAGCCUCUCUACGAGGACAUCGUAGCGCGGCUCGACCCCGAAUAUGUGGCCUUCCACAAGGAGCACAUGCUAUACAAGCCGCUGCAGCACCAGCGGCCCUGGAAUCCCGAUAUACGCAAGGAACCCAACGUCCCUGGCAAUACUUCGCCGUUGCAAGUAGGCAGCGUGCGCGAUCUCUCUGUGGGGAGAUGUAUGGCGAGAGUGUUUAAGCCUGAAGGUGCCCCUCCGGAAGGGGGCUGGCCCGUGCUGUUGUAUUUCCACGGAGGCACGUCUGACCCUUAUCACGGCUUUCCUUGGCGCGCAAAAUGUGUGGUAGUGUCCGUUGACUAUCGUCUGGCGCCGGAGAACCCGUAUCCUGCCGCUGUUGAGGAUGCGGUAGAGUCGUUGCAAUGGCUCUAUACCCAUGGCAAAGCUGAGUUGACGGUAAACACCAAGCGCAUCGCGGUCGGGGGCUCCUCGAGCGGCGGUAAUCUGGCAGCAAUACUCGCGCUGAAAGCGGCGGAGAUGACCCCGCCUAUCCCGCUCGUCUUCCAGAUGCUGUUUGUACCAGUCACAGACAACUUGGCUAAUCCGGAUGGCGACCCGCAUGCUUCGUGGUACGAGUGCAGGAACACGGUGUGGCUGAGCCCGGCGAGGAUGCUGUGGUUCCGAAACAACUAUCUGCCCAAGGCCGAAGAUCGCGGCAAGUGGGACGCGUCGCCGCUCUUUGCGCCGGACGAGUUGGUCCGCAAGACGCCCAAAGCCUGGAUCGCGCUGUGCGAGCUGGAUAUCCUGAGGGACGAGGGGACGGCGUAUGGCGAGAAGUUGCAGAAAGCGGGGGUGGACGUAGAGGUGAAGGUGUACAAGGGCGCGCCUCACCAUAUCACGAACAUGGACGGUGCGGUGACCCAGCUUGGGCGGGACUUGAUAUCCGAUGCAGUACAGGCCCUGGGCGUUGCGCUAGGCACAUUGUGA
Molecule: messenger RNA, 978 nt
Organism: Gloeophyllum trabeum ATCC 11539
Lineage: Eukaryota; Fungi; Basidiomycota; Agaricomycetes; Gloeophyllales; Gloeophyllaceae
Exons: 4
Coding region: 1-978 (325 amino acids)
Molecular function (GO): hydrolase activity
Source: RefSeq, a predicted model, not a curated record